Messenger RNA from Striga hermonthica, 438 nucleotides. The record is from the annotation of a GenBank genome assembly. Lineage: Eukaryota; Viridiplantae; Streptophyta; Magnoliopsida; Lamiales; Orobanchaceae.
AUGAUGCACAUGACCUUCUACUGGGGCAAAAGGGUCACCAUCCUAUUCGAUUCAUGGAAAACCGAGUCGUGGCCGGCCUACUUUCUCUCUCUACUCGCCUGCCUCUUCAUCGCCGUCUUCUACCAGUACAUGGAGGACCGGCGCCUCCGGUUCAAGAUGCUGCCGGCGACCCGGAAGAAUCUGGCGUCAAACGUGCCGUCCGGAGCCGCCGCGCCCCUGCUCCUCUCGAAGGCCGGGUGGGCCCCGUCGCGGUAUGCCGGAGCGAUCUUGUUCGGGGUCAAUUCGGCGAUCGGAUAUCUUCUGAUGCUGGCGAUCAUGUCGUUUAACGGAGGCGUGUUUGUGGCGGUGGUGGUUGGUUUGGGCUUUGGGUAUUUUCUGUUUAGGUCCGGCGAGGGGGAUUUGAUUGCGGCGGUGGAUAAUCCGUGUGCCUGUGCUUAA